CCGGGCACGUCCCCGGUGCCGCCGUCCCCCGCUCCGUUCCCACAGGGCUGUCCCCGCCCGCCCCCCGGCAGCUGCCAUGUGUCUGCUCGAGUGCGAUUAACACUGACUCGCCAAAUCCCCCCCACGCCCGCUUCCCCUCCCCGGGCCAUUUGGGGCAUACACGCGCCCCGUGUUUACACGGCGGCGCCUUCGCGCGGAGCCUCGCUGUGGAUGGCGCUGGCAGAUGAGCCGGGGGAGGUGGGGGCUCCGCGCCGCGCAGCGCCCGCCGCCGGCUAUAAAAGCCUCCGGGCCCAUGGGCGGCAGCGCCAGGAGAGCGGCCGCGAACCGGCGGAGGAUGGAGGGCGACUGCCCCCGCCCGCUGUCGGCGGCGCUGCCCCCGCAGGGCUACUCGCCCCUCUCCUCCUCCCGGUGCGGGGGGCGGCCCGAUCCGGCCCUACCCUCGCCCCGCAGCCCCGCGCCCUUCUGGAGACCGUGGGUGCCCGCGCCAGGUGAGGCGGCCCGGCGGAGCGGCCCCGGCCCCGCAGCGCCUCACAGCCCCGGCGGGCUGGCGGGAGGCUCCCGAAAGCUGGCGCAGUACACGCACCCCGUCAAACUAUUUUGGCCCAAAUCACGGUGCUAUGAUUACUUGUAUCAGGAAGCUGAAGCACUUCUGAAAAACUUCCCGGUUCAGGCUACAAUUUCCUUUUAUGAAGACUCUGAUAGUGAAGAUGAUGAAGAUGAACUGGAACAAGAUUCAAGAACAGAAUCAGGUUGCUGACUGCAGGGAAGGCCAAUGCCACUUCUAAGACUUAAUUUAAACUUAAUAUAAAUAUGUAUUAUAGUAUUUUUAAAGAUAAUUUAUUUCUAUGUAAGUUAUUCUUAAUAAAACUGAGAUGUCUUGUAAUUUUA
Parus major (Great Tit) is the source of this 888-nucleotide messenger RNA. It is a transcript of the gene RIPPLY2, whose product is annotated as ripply transcriptional repressor 2. Gene Ontology annotation, cellular component: nucleus. The transcript has 3 exons. NCBI's taxonomy places the organism in Eukaryota, Metazoa, Chordata, Aves, Passeriformes, Paridae. Gene Ontology annotation, biological process: negative regulation of transcription by RNA polymerase II; embryonic pattern specification. The coding region runs from base 224 to 757 and encodes 177 amino acids. The record is from RefSeq and is a predicted model, not a curated record.